AUGACAUCAGGCGGUGUGUGUGGGCUGCUCGUUCGAUGCUUCUCUCGCAGCCGACAGAACACAUUUGGCGGAACAGGUGUGGAGGAGGCUGACAGCCACAGAGAUCUGCGCCACGCGUCUCGGGGGCACGGGCGCAACAUUGUGACAUCCCUCAGAUCACGGCUGCGAAAGUUCAAACAGCCGUGUUCGCCCAUCGCUCGCAAGAAUCUCCUGCAACCUCCUCCAACAGAGCAGUCAGGAAAGGCCUUUAGAUCACACGAAUCCAAAUGA
Messenger RNA from Knipowitschia caucasica, 270 nucleotides. Lineage: Eukaryota; Metazoa; Chordata; Actinopteri; Gobiiformes; Gobiidae. The record is from the annotation of a GenBank genome assembly.